Messenger RNA from Paramuricea clavata, 771 nucleotides. The record is from the annotation of a GenBank genome assembly. Lineage: Eukaryota; Metazoa; Cnidaria; Anthozoa; Malacalcyonacea; Plexauridae.
AUGGAGAAAUUUUGCACCUUUAUUUUUACACUACUAUGGGUCAAACUUGCUGUAAAUGGUAAGUGUCCUAUUGCUGAAACGUUUUUGUAUUUUUGUUUUAUUAAUACAAAAUUUUUUUCAGAAAACAAUUAUACGGAUAUUUGUAUGAAUUUUGAAAUAAACCACAUUGCAAAUUUUGUAUCUCAAAUUUACACCAGGGCAUAUAAAUAUAUGAUAUAUACAUAUGGUUUGUUUGGGAAUCAGAAUAAAAACUUGAUAAGAGUGAGAUUAUCUAUCCAAUAAGCAAAUGCUUGGCUCGAUUUAAAGCCUUAUUACCCUUUGUCAAUAACAUUGUGCAAUUCUUUUUAAUUCUCGGUGUAUUUCUAGGCACCAGCACACCAAAUCCAAGAAAGCCCAUCUUCACGUCCACCCCAGAUAAAUCAAAUCUUGUUCUGGUCGGAAAGAAUAUAAAAUUGGAAUGGAAUUUCAAAUUUCGCUCGGCCAGUGAUAUUCGUCGGAUAGUGCUAUUUAGCUAUGGACUGCAUAAAAAAGCGAAGACAACUAUCGCUUCUAGGGUGAUUAAAUCGGGAAUAUUUCAGUACAAUCCUUAUAUACUGGAACGUCAGAAAUUGUUCGUGUGCGAGAUCUCUCUCAAAGAAGGUGGAAUCGGAAAGGCUUCUAUUUCAAUAUUGAAUGUACAAUUCGAUCACACGUAUGACUACGGAAUCAGUGUGAAAAUGACAGAAAGACAUCUGGCUCCGGCGGAAAAUGUAGUUUCGCUCAAAGUUGUCG